ACCGCCACAUCCGCGCCUCUCGAUACCAAACAGAACAAGCCGCACAGUGCGGUCCUGUCCUGCGUAGUUUGACCACGACGCGACCAGCCCCCGCUCCUCUCCUCCUCCCUUGCCGAAGCACCCCACAGCAGAAGCGAAAACGGCAAAGCCAGCCGGCGGGCUAGGCAGGCAUGCUUGCCCGCUGACGCAGCUGAAGCGAGGCGACCCGCAGCCGCCAUGGAUCCGGCGUCCGAGGAACUCGAGCGCCGCAGCCGCUAUCUCAGCUCGCUCAUCCGCCGCACUAAGCUUAGCGCCGUCCCGGCUCCUUCUCAGCCGGAGCCCGAGCCCGGGGUGACGCAACCGACUCCGGAGCCGGAGCCGGAGUCCGCGGUGGAGAAGCGCGGGGAGGCCAAGGCGGAGCCAGUGGUCGAUGAGGAAGAGAAGCGGGAGGCCAAACAGGCCGGGGACGGGAAGGGGAAAGAGAUCAAGGGGAAGGACGACGGGGGUCCCAAGGAGGACAACAGAAGGAAGGUGUCGGUGCGGGUGCGCGCCGCCGACAUGCCCCUGCCGCUGCAGCGCCGCGCGGUCCGGCUCGCCUACGAAGCCAUCGCCGCCAUGCCGCGCCUCGACAGCAAGCGCCUCGCCCUCGCGCUCAAGAAGGAAUUUGAUACGGCAUAUGGUCCUGCUUGGCAUUGCAUUGUUGGAACAAGCUUUGGUUCCUAUGUCACUCACUCCCUGGGAGGUUUCUUGUACUUCUCUGUUGACAAGGCCUACAUUCUUCUCUUCAGAACAGCUGUUGAGCCACUAGUCCGUCCGCGAUGAGGGGCCAUGAAACAGUCAACUAGCUGGCGCAUUCUGUAUUCGACAUUUAACUGCAGAAGGUUAAGAGGAGUAGAACCACUAUCGCCCUCGGUGCAAAUAUGUAGACCUAAUCUGCUGUAACUAGUUUUUCCAUGUACUCUGCACAGAUCUGCCAUGUAAACCUUCAACUUUAGCAAUCGGAGCUGUAACUCGACUCAAUUCUUCAGGGCGUGUUUAGAUGCCAGGGAACUCCCACGCCUGGGGACGCUGCUUGUGCCUGGAGCAACCCAUUUGCAUCCUGUAUUGUGUUGUAACCUUAGUCGGACGUAGAGAUUUGAGAUUCAAUCAUCGGUUCUGAUCGAUGCUCCAUA
Molecule: messenger RNA, 1151 nt
Organism: Zea mays
Lineage: Eukaryota; Viridiplantae; Streptophyta; Magnoliopsida; Poales; Poaceae
Exons: 2
Coding region: 217-801 (194 amino acids)
Biological process (GO): microtubule-based process
Cellular component (GO): cytoplasmic dynein complex
Molecular function (GO): dynein intermediate chain binding
Source: RefSeq, marked validated